AUGAGGGCUCGGAAGACCUCGGACAUCGAAAGACCCGCCCAUGCUUCUCUUGAAAGUCAGUUGAAGGCUCUGCUACCUAUCAAGCAAUGUUACAAUCACUAUACGAGAUUGAAAAAGCAGCAAGAUGAGGUGCUCAUAUCUGGCGCCGACAAAGAUGCGUUUGUUUAUGGCCUGGAUCGCUUUCCGCAAGUGACCAAAGUUGCCGUCACACCUGCAGCGCAUGGGUGGUUAUUCUGUCCGCUUUAUGAAACCCCUUUCAUUCGUGCGUUCCCGUAUGGAUUCAACUACCCGAUCCCAAGGGGAUGGCCCACUCCUUGGCCAAUGUCCCCUGAGUACCCGGCACCUUGCUCAUGGACCCUGGAGACUGCGAGAAGCAUACCGAACCCACUUUUAAACCCAGAGAAUCGCACCGCAGGCGAAGGUUACAAAGAUCUUUGGAGGGGCGUUAGGACUGUUUUGAAAAGCCUCUCCCAAUACGACCAUCAUGUCUCCGACUUGAGAUUCGAUGCAAAUAAACUCAACACAGGUGUUCAUCACGAAAUGUUCACUCGACCGUGUGAAGAAUACGAUCACUUUAUGACGCUGCUCAAGCGGCCGGGACUUCGCCGCUUUGAUUUGACGUUGUUCAUCGAUGACCCAGGGCUGCAAAGCUUUGCGACCGGAGACUUCCGACGGGCUAUUGGCCAUGCCAAAGAUUUGACACAUAUCAAUAUAGCGACUACGCUCGACAUUGCGUCUCGUUAUUGGGGGUAUAGGGAAUAUAAUGCAUUCACGUCUUUACGAAAUAUUCUCCCUUUUGCUCAGUGGCCGAAGCUUGCACAUUUCGGCAUCACACGGCUUGAGAUAACACCGUCAGAUUUGCUAGAGACGCUUGGUAAAUUACCACAAACAGUGCGAUCAAUUGAACUCAACCGGCUGCGAUUCUACGGCCAGGGCGAUGUCGACGACUGGCGCGAGUCAGAAAAUCUGGAACGAUUCGGCAUGUUCCACGCUUUACUAGAAGAAAUACGGCAAAAGCUCAAAUGGCACGAGCGAGAUAGAUCCGAGAGGCCUUCUCUUAUCAUGAUUGCGGAUGAAUGUCACCCAUGCACCAGUGAGUUCCUAGAUGAUGAUGUCCAUCCAUGCUCUCGUGGGACUUUCUACGCGGAAGCCUAUAAUCCCUGCGAAAAUGGGCGAGGCAUUCGGCUCGGAAAAGAGAUUCAUGAUUUCCUCUACGGAUCUGGAGAAAAUCCCUUUGAAGAAAGUUUCCAGGUACCAAAGCGUGGGAUGGGGACGAAACGAGAUAUCUUCUUUCCCGAUUGCAUUCGGCCUCAGGUCGGUUCGAAGGAAGAUACAUCAAUGAGGACUACCGACCCUGAAAUUUGGGAAGGGGAUUGGCCUGGAUAUUUACAGGACUACUCGUCUGAAGGCUUCAACCUAUUCCAUAGGAUGGAGGAAUUCGAGCUGGAUGGCGGGUCCCGUCCCAACUAG
This is a messenger RNA of Penicillium canescens, 1470 nucleotides long. RefSeq lists its product as uncharacterized. The record is from RefSeq and is a predicted model, not a curated record. Lineage: Eukaryota; Fungi; Ascomycota; Eurotiomycetes; Eurotiales; Aspergillaceae. The transcript has a single exon. The coding region runs from base 1 to 1470 and encodes 489 amino acids.